AGUAUGCAAGUGUAUUACUUGAAACAAACAAGCUAUGUAGUUCGCUUUAAUUUCACUUAUACGAACAUAACAGUAAUAAUUAAAAAAAUGAAUAAGACUACUAUCAUUUUAAAUCUAAUAAUUUCUAUAUUAUCUGUUGUAAAAGCGAAUAAUGAAACUAAUACAAGUAAAGACAGCAAUGAAUUAUCUGAAAAAAUAGUAGAGACUGUGACAAUAGAAAAUUCUUACGUGAAAGAUUCAUCAAAUGUCGUAAACAAAUACGAUUUUUUAGGCACAACCAAAAUGAUCGGAAAGAAUAAUCCUAGAAAAACAUUUUUUGUCAAAAUUCGAAGAUUAAAGGAACCAGAAAUGGAAAACGAUAAAACUAUGAAAACAAGUCCGAUAAGCUAUUUUAUGACCUCUGAAAAACCAAUAAAAGUUACGAUUAAUCCUCACGAAGAAGAGAGCAGUGAAAAAUUAAGCAAUAAUACUGAAAUAUCACACGACGCGAAUGAAUGGAUUAAAACAAAAGUUACAUCAAAAGUUUCAGAAACGAAAGACAAAGAAGAAGAAAACACAGAAAAUCCUCUUAAAGUUGAUAUUAAACUUGAAUCUGUUACUAACAAAAGUGUUAUUGAUGAAGACCCUAAAAGAAUUGAUUUUGAAAUUGAAAAACCAAAUGACGAAUUAUCUUCUGAUGGGGAAGAAGUCCUUGAUGAUAUAGAAUUUACAAGAAGAAUGAUGACUGCUCAAUAUUGGAAAAAAGAUGAGAAUGAGCAAGACGAAGAAGAGGAGGAGCUAAUCUGGGAUAAAGACAAUAAUGUGCUAUUAGAUAUAAAAGCGAGGCUUGGAGGAGGUGACAAAGGCAACGUUGAACAUGUUGUCAUUGCAAAUGCCGAUAUGAAACCAGAAUCAAGAGUUAUCACCCCAGCAAUCUCUAACAUUGACGGUGACAAUAUGAAUAAUCCAGCUAUCAUUCUGCAUCCAAACUUACAUCCUGCUGUAAUUCAAAGAGAAUGUCUUCAAAAUCCUGCUCUUUUUAAUAUACGUCAUGAUAAACCCCUUGAUUUAAACGAAAGAUCAAGUUAUGAAAAUAUCAAUUUAGGAAAUACUCACCAUAUUCCUCCUACAAGAAAUAAUUAUUUUCAUCCACAGCUACCUUUACUUGGUGCGCAAGAACCAGUAGAGUUUAUGCUGCCUCAAAUUGAUGAUUUCAAUUCACAGUUAUUUUCUAAUGCGUAUGCAUAUACGCCUCCAUUGUCAAGAACGACUUUAGAUGAACCAACAGUAAUUACUGGUUCUGCUCUACUUUCAAAACUAUUUGAUGCAUCUGAGCAUUUAAAAAUUGGUCAGAAAUUUAAGACAAAUGCAAAUACAUAUGAUAGAAUGUUUUUUAAUAACUAUGACCCUAGAAAUGCAAUAAGACCAAAUUAUAACGUGUUUAGAUAUCUAAAUAGAUUUAAGCGUUGUGCUAGUUGCUGUUGUAAUUAAUUUUAAAUUAUUUAAGAUUAUAAAUCAAAUUCUUACUUUAUUUAAUAAUUAUUAGGAAUACUUGAAUAAAAAUAUGAGUUCAAAAUUUGUACAAAUCUUAAAUGUUGAAUAUAUUUUUUUUUAUAUUUCAUUUGAAAAUCGACGCGUUUGGACUCUACUAUCACUUACCAUCAGGUGAAGUAGAGUCAUUUGCCAUUCUGGCGCUUAUAAAAAAAAAAGAAAACAUUGUGUUAAGGAAAAUAAAACAAUUUUUUUUUAAAUAUUUUGUACUACUACAUUGGAUAAAGAAUUAUAUUUCGAUAGCGUGCUUAUUAAUAUUAGACAAAAAUCGUACUACUAACAUUGUAUAAACUACUAACAUUGUAUAAAAAAAAUUAAUACAAGAUUGAAACGAACGAACUACUAACAUUGUAUAAAAAAAAUUAAUACAAGAUUGAAACUUGAGUUUAUAGAGUGAUUUUUAUAAUAUAUGUAAUUUACAUAUUUAAAUUUAUAAUGAAUAUGUGUUUUUUGUUACAAAAAUAUCCUGAUUUCUAAUACUUGACGAAGGUAACCCUUAUUUCUAAGCUUAAAAAUCUAUAAAGAAUCUUCAUGGUGCACCCUUCAUUAUACCUACUAAUAAUUAACAUAUAAUUCAUGUCAAAAUGUAUUUCUGACAAAUAUAUAUUAUGUAACGUUAAUUUAUAAUUUAUAAUAUUUUAAGAUUGAUGUUGGCCUUUACGCGCAAUAACUGAAAAGGGAACAAUUGACCUAUUUGCGCCUUUUUUUAAAUAUAGACAGAAGCGUAAUAAAUUUGAGAUUUGACACGUGACAUAAAUAUAAGCUUGUCAUUUUUGAAGUUUGUUUUGUUUGAUAGCUAUUUACAUAAAAUAAUUGCGAAAAAGCGUAUCAUAUUGUUUUAAUAACAAAUAUUUCACCAUUUUAAACUGUAGUUUGAUUGUUUAUACCUAACGGUUAGUGUGUAUUUUGUAGUUGAAGCAAAGGAAACGAUGGGUAAAAAAUAUUACUGUGAUUAUUGUGAUAAAACCAUGGUAGCUACACAAUCUAUAAUAAGAACUCAUAUUAAAGGGGUAGUACAUCAGAAAUUGGUCAAUGAACAUUACCAACAGUAUAAAGAUCCCGAAACUAUAUUACAAGAAGAGAGUAUGAAAAAACCUUGUAUGAGGUUUGCGAGAGGAGAAUGUCAAUUUGGUGGCAUAUGUAGAUACUCACAUUACACUCAAGAACAAAUUAUGAAUCUUAGAGCUUACACGGAAUCAAAAAGUAAAACCAUAGACAACAACCCACCAUGCUUUGAGGAUCUUUACAACCAAUUACAGAACGAUAAAAACACAAUGUCCAGUAAGGAUGUCAAAAACACCAUAAUUUAUGAUGAAAAUGGUAUUACUCAUGUACUCCCAUGGACUUAUAAUCACGUAUUUGAUGUAUAUGGAUACAAUUUACCACCGAGUAUAAAAAAGUUAAAAACCAGUGAUUUUUCUAAUGCAGUAAUUACAAAUUGGGGUUGAAGACAAAAAUAAAUAUUUCACUAUCUUCGUGCAUUUUGUCAAAAGCGACAAUGUUUUCAACUUUUUCAAAGAUGAUAUAGAUCGGUCGAAAUAUUUUGAUUCAAAGUACAUAAACAACAAACCUACACAACAAUUGUUAGGUAAUUUAAAUAAUAAGUACCUAUUAUUAAUUACUUAUGAAGACAAAAAUAUCAAUGGUGACAAUUUCAAACCAAUAGCGCGUUUUCAUGAUAAAUCAAAAGGUAAAACGACAAAGAAUAACAUCACAAUGAAUCAGCAUAAAGCAAGAAUGAGGGAAAUUAUAAAUUUCAUGGAAGAUCAUUUGUUGACGACAAUAUAUUUAUACAAUGAAGUACAAAAAAUUAAAAAAGAUGAUGAAAUCAAAGAUAAGUUCAGAGAAAUGGUAUCAUAUUUAGAGAAACCGCAUAAUGAAUUCGAGAAAGAAGCCGUAUUGAAAUGUUUUUACAGCAACAAAAAGAAGAAAACUAAGAGUAGUAUAUGGGAUCAAAAAACAAAUGAUUUAGUUAUUAACGUGAUAAGAGAUCCUUAUAAUGACGGCACCAUUAAUUAAAAUAACAUAAUUGUACUAUAUAUUAAUUUGACAAGCCUUAUGUACUUUCAAGAAGCCAAUUUUUAAUAAAUAACAGAAAACAGCACAGGCCACUUAUGUUUCAAUACUUAAGCUAUUGUGUAAGUUAUUCUAUCGGGUCGAAUAUCGAGUGAAUUUGUUUCUUACAGAAUAGCUUCUGCCUGCAACUUUAUCGACAUUUUUUAGCGUCCUGGACUGACUAUUAUAAACUUUUUGAUAUGUCUCUUGUAUAGACACAAUUUUCUCUUUAUAUUUAUAUAAGUAAAGUAUCUAGUAUCUAUGUGGUAAAAUAUCUGAUUAGUAAAAUAAGAAUGUAAAUAAUAAAACUGUAAGGAAAUAAAAAAAAAUCGAAUUUA
Messenger RNA from Nymphalis io (European peacock), 3923 nucleotides. RefSeq names its product zinc finger matrin-type protein 5. Lineage: Eukaryota; Metazoa; Arthropoda; Insecta; Lepidoptera; Nymphalidae. Gene Ontology annotation, molecular function: zinc ion binding; nucleic acid binding. The transcript has 6 exons. The coding region runs from base 2460 to 2978 and encodes 172 amino acids. The record is from RefSeq and is a predicted model, not a curated record. Gene Ontology annotation, cellular component: U12-type spliceosomal complex.